Perkinsus marinus ATCC 50983 is the source of this 729-nucleotide messenger RNA. RefSeq lists its product as hypothetical. The annotation marks the transcript as partial. The record is from RefSeq and is a predicted model, not a curated record. Lineage: Eukaryota; Perkinsozoa; Perkinsida; Perkinsidae. The transcript has 8 exons.
GUCAUCGGCGCGUUUUCUUUCACCAGCGAUAUUACUGUUACUGGAAUUGGCCUGUUUGAUAAGGGAGAUGGCAUCCCCAGCGACUCUGAUGAUUUUCUCGCUACUACGCAACUUUCAAUUCUCACCUGUCCAGCGGAGGGUAUCAAAUUGAACAGCGACCAAGGCGGAGAUCCGUCAGCCUCUAUGGUGCAUCACGUGGUUAACUUGAAGGGCGAGGCUGCGUUUUCGGACCGAGUGCCAACGAGCUCGCUAGAUGAAUGCUCUCGAUGGGUUUUACCGUCAGAGACGGGUUUAGCAUUCUCCCCAUCCUCGUCUUCCCAAAAAGACGAUUCCCGUCGAACUAUAGCGUUCGUUACCACGCCGAUGGAGAUUAUUAUGAUUUCGAGACGGUCGCUUAUGGACCACGCGAUGUGGCUUAUCGCUCGGAGAAAAUUCGAGAGAGCUGUGCAAGUUGCUGCUACUAUGGACACUUCUGAGGCUGUGGGCACUGUGUUGAGCUCAGCGUUGCAACCACUACUUAGUGAUAAGGAGUACCAUAGGGCGGCGACUUUGACGUCUCUCAUUGAUAGUGAAAAACACGGGGCUAUUUGGAAGUCUAUUGCUGCUGAGUUCGAGUCAUAUGACGCCUUGCAGUUCCUCGUAGGGUAUUUGCCUACUGAUGUUGAUACGGCGAAAAGGAGCGGCCUUGUUGAUGCUGAGAUAUACGAUAAGACAAUUACGAAGUACUAA